Molecule: messenger RNA, 1479 nt
Organism: Fulmarus glacialis (Northern fulmar)
Lineage: Eukaryota; Metazoa; Chordata; Aves; Procellariiformes; Procellariidae
Product: transient receptor potential cation channel subfamily A member 1-like
Exons: 12
Coding region: 19-1479 (486 amino acids)
Cellular component (GO): cytoplasm
Molecular function (GO): protein binding
Source: RefSeq, a predicted model, not a curated record
CUAAAGGAAGUUAAACACAUGCUUAAGUGUAUGAAUGGGCUGCCCCGUAAUGUGAUUUCAGAUGGAAGUGCCUGUAGGCUACGGAGCUUCAUUAAAAAGAAUCGUUCUGGGCUUACCAAAGUGGAUGAACUAAAUGCCACCCCACUGCAUCAUGCUGCAGAAGGAGGUCAAAUAGAAUUAAUGCAGCUGAUAAUAGACGAUUCUUCCUGUGAAGUAUUAAAUGUGAUGGAUUCUUCUGGAAAUACUCCACUGCACUGGGCCACAAAGAAAAACCAGGUUGAAAGUGUUAGUUUGCUUCUCAGCAGAGGAGCCAAUCCAAACAUUCUCAACUCCAAUAUGAUGGCACCUUUGCACAUGGCCGUGCAGUCCCUGCAUAAUGAAAUCGUUAAGAUUUUAGUCCAGCAUAGCAGUACAGAUGUUAAUUUGGAAGGUGAAGCAGGGAACACACCUAUAAUUGUAGCAUGUUACAAGGAUAAUCCUGAAGCACUGACACUCCUGAUUGAAAAUGGAGGGAAAAUAUGUAAACCCAACAAAACGGGAUGUAUGCCUGUCCAUGCAGCUGCAUUUUCAGGUGCAAAAACAUGUAUGGAAAUUCUUUUAAAAAAAGGUGAAGAAUUGGGUCACUCUGCUAAAACCCACAUCAAUUUUACCAAUAAUGGAAAGUGCAGUCCACUUCAUUUGGCAGUUCAAAGUGGGGACCUUGAAAUGAUUAAAAUGUGCAUUGAAUUUGGAGCCCAAAUUGAUCUAAAACAGAAUGAAAAAUGCACAGCACUUCAUUUUGCUGCCACUCAAGGAGCAACUGAGAUUGUAAAGUUAAUGAUGUCAUCCUAUGCUGGUGAGGAAUCCAUUAUUGAUGCUGUAGAUGGGAAUAAGGAAACAUUGCUUCACAGGACAGCAUUGUUUGAUCAUUAUGAACUGGCAGAGUAUUUGAUUUCAAUGGGGGCUAAUAUUGAUAGUGUUGACAUAGAAGGUCGAUCCCCGCUUCUGUUGGCCACUUCCUGUGCAUCAUGGAAAAUUGUGAAUUUACUGCUCUCAAAAGGAGCAAAUGUAUCAUUAAAAGAUCAUCUUGGUCGGAAUUUCUUGCAUUUGACGGUAUUGCAGCCUGGAGGAUUACAGCAUCUGAAUGAGAAAUUUCUGCAGAUGGAACAUAUUAAAAAUCUUGUAGUGGAUGAAGAUAAUGAAGGAUGCACUCCACUGCAUUAUGCGUGCAGACAAGGUGUGGCCCUCUCUGUAAAUAAUUUACUCAGCCUCAACGUUUCCAUCUACUCUAAGAGCAGGGACAAGAAGUCACCAUUACACUUCGCUGCCAGCUAUGGGCGCAUCAAUACAUGUCAACGACUUAUAAGAGAUAUGAAAGACACAAGACUUUUGAAUGAAGGUGAUAAGAAGGGAAUGACUCCCCUUCAUUUGGCAGCCCAGAAUGGUCAUGAGAAGGUAGUUCAGUUUCUUCUGAAGAGAGGGGCCCUUUUCCUUUGGUAA